Helicoverpa armigera (cotton bollworm) is the source of this 2898-nucleotide messenger RNA. RefSeq lists its product as uncharacterized. Lineage: Eukaryota; Metazoa; Arthropoda; Insecta; Lepidoptera; Noctuidae. Gene Ontology annotation, cellular component: nucleus; cytoplasmic ribonucleoprotein granule. Gene Ontology annotation, molecular function: RNA endonuclease activity; mRNA binding. The record is from RefSeq and is a predicted model, not a curated record.
UGUGAAAAUAAUAAUCUGUGGUCCGGCCAUAAGGCCAAGUUUCGUGUCGGCCAUCUUUUUUAUGGCAAAAUUUUGAAAAUUGAAUUGGUUUGAUUUUCCAUUUGUUCACUCAUUGAAUAAAACAAAGUGGAUUUUAAUUUUAGUUGUAAAACAUCUGUUUAGUGAAGUUACAGCGCCCAUUACAACUAUGGGCAAGCCAUCAUCUGCGUCACUUUCUAAGAAUUCUGAAUGUUCCAUACAUUCACAUACCGGUAGAGUAAGAGGCAAAUUCGCAUUGAGUGCUUACAAAAUGGAACAGAUCAAGAAAAAAAAUCAUAAACAUGUGAGAAAGAAUAUCCAUAAACUGUUUCAAAAAAUGCAAAAGGAAUCCAUUGGUUCAAGAAACACAACAUUGGAUAGCACAAAGAACUCAUUAGAUAGUACUCCCCGGAACCUUACUAUUGUAGUUAAGAAUGAUUCGUUUAGUCCUAGUAGUACACGGAAGAGGAAGAGUCCUGCCACACUGUCUGGUAUAGCUGAAGUUCCAAGCAAAAGUAGAAAAACAUGUGACAGCUUUAUCGAAAUCACAGAUGAUGAAGUAACAGCUAAUGAUGACUCCUGCAUUCUUAUAUCCCCGCCUAGAAAAAACUCCAACAUAAAUUGUUCUACACCAAUCGCUCAAAAAGAUACCCAGACUUUACAAGACCUUAUUAUUAACAAUUUCCCAACAACUAGUGACAGACAUAGUGGUAGCGAACACAAUAGAGAUGAAAAUAGAACAAAAAUAAUUAAUAGAGACUCUUAUUUAACAAUAGACUUAACUGCUGAUAGUGAGAAUAAAACAAAUGGUAAUACAACAGUUAUUGAUGUUGAUAAGACUGGUAAUACUACGAAUGAUAGUCAGGAUUGUACCGUAGUUUCUGUGUCUCGCGGUAGCCUAUCAAUGAGUGGUGAUUCUGAUGUAACGGUUAUACAGAAUGCUAGGCAAGCAAAGAAGAAACAGAUUAAAAAGGUAACAACUGGCAUCGCACAGUUGAAUGCCGCUGAAAAGGGCAAGCUUUUGGAUUAUAUCACUCGGAAGAUAUUGAGUGGUACAGACUUAGGGAGUAAUGUGCAGCCUGGCUUACAUUGUGCGUCAAGAGGAACAGGGACUGAUGAGGAUGCAUACAUUAAAGAGGUUAUACUCGGUGAGAAAACUCCAGAGUUGGCCAAACAGAGUACCUCACGAAAUAGUAUUGGCAGCAACAUAUACCAUCCUAGCAGAGAUCGGAAGAACAGUACUGGCUUGCGAAUGAUUGUUAUCGAUGGCAGUAAUGUUGCUAUGGAGCACUUAAAAGGCAGAAUGUUUUCAGUAGAAGGCUUAAAGAUAUGUAUAGAUUACUUUGUGAAACGUGGCCAUGUUGUAAAAGCCUUUGUUCCUAGAUUCAGAUGUAAAUUUGGGAAGAGUUCGGAUCCUAAACUACUGGACGUUUUAGAGACAGGCUUAGUUGUGUACACCCCGUCGCGAGAGAUACAAGGCAAGACUUGCGUGCCAUAUGAUGACAGGUACAUACUCCAAUGUGCUGCCGAAUUCGAUGGCGUUGUGGUCUCAGGCGAUAAUUACAAAGACUUGAUACACGAGAACAAAAGAUGGCGUUAUAUCAUAGAAAAUAGAAUAUUACCGUUUACCUGGGUCAACAAUAUGAUUAUGUUCCCUAAAGACCCUUUUGGACGGGGACCUACCCUUGAGACCUUACUGAGACACCCAACGCCCUCCAACAAUCGGUUGGAGAACAAAUGAUGUGAUAGAAGAUUGUCUUGUACAAAAUUGGCAAUGUUGCCAACUGUUCAGUGUGCCCAGUACGCCUCGUGUUUGAUACCGAAAAAAAUGUUUUCUGUGCAUUUACAAUGUAUUGGACAAAUGUAUGUGGGAUAGUGUGCAAAUUGUUAAUUGAUAGUGGUGAAGUUACAAUAUCUGAGGUGGUUAUAUAUUGUAUAUCUGUAAAUGUUUGUAAAAAAUAUUUGGCCUUAUACUCAGAAUAGAUAUUAGGUAUUUUUCUAUAAACGUCAGUAGGUAUAUGUGAGUACAUUGUUAGCAAUAAAUAUUGCUGUCUACUGUCAAAAGAAAUGUGUAUAAAAAUGUAAAAUUUAUUGUUUUUUGAUAUGCUAGCAAUGGAAUUUGCAUUUAACUACAUUAAUUUCAUGAUUAAAUAGACUAAAGGGAUUUCAUAUUAUUCACUAGGUACUUAAAGGAAUAUAGUACCAAGAAAUAUGUGGUAGGAAAUUCAACAUAAUACUUCCAGCUCAAAUAUGAGGUAUUCAUAAUGGAUACCUAAGAUAUUUAUUUAUACAAAUACAGAUCUACCGUCUUGAAUACCAAAUACUAGUUUAUAUGGAUAUCAAGUUAUAAGUUACUGAUUGAACUGGGGAGAGAUUAUAAGAGCGUAACAAUUCGUUAAACUGGUGUAGUACAUAUAUAUGCUUUUUUUCAUAGAUUUAGUUAAGUUAAGAUUCCUUUCUUGCAGUCUCUGAGUCCUAAAAAUUAUUGUAAAAAAAUAUAUAUUAUAUGAUGCAUAAAUCUGUUUUUUUCUGAUUUAUACAGCCAUAUCACAUUAUUCUGCCACAUUAUAGUUUUGGGUAAGUUUUUAAAAUGAUUUUGAUACUUUUGUCAAAAACAUAAUUUUAUUAAUUAGAAAAACAUUUUUUGAGUUUAAUAGAAUUUUUGGUAUAGAGAGAUAUCAUUAAUUUUAUUAUACGUCUACUAUAUAAACUUUGUUCCUAAUCUUUCUAAUAUAAUACACGAAAUUUGUGUUUAAUUGAACAUAUAAUUGGUGUAUUGUUAAAAAAAUAGUAAUUUCGAUAAGGUUUUUAAAAAUCCUCGCAAGCAUAAUAAAAUUUUGGCCGAAUUACGUUGUAAAUAAAAGUUGAUUUUUUUUCAAA